Molecule: messenger RNA, 855 nt
Organism: Gongylonema pulchrum
Lineage: Eukaryota; Metazoa; Nematoda; Chromadorea; Rhabditida; Gongylonematidae
Source: the annotation of a GenBank genome assembly
AUGGAUCUGUUAGCGCAGUUAACUGGAAUCGUUAAACCGAAAGAGGAAGCUAAUUCGGAUGAAUCAAAUUUAAUUAUUGCUUUGAACAGCAAUGAACAGGACGGGAUAGUGGAAGAAUCGGAAGGAAACAAAGUCAACGAUCGAGUCAGCACAAAGCAGAACUUUAUCUGCGGGCAGAAAGGCAGAGAUAGCGGUGAAUUACCUAGGAAUGGGAUCGUCGAAAUGUACAUGCGCAAGGUACCGAAUUCAGGCGUUCAAAUUUUUCGAUCUAAAAAAGGUUUCGAAAAGUUGGCUUACGACGGUUAUCUUUAUAACUUGGACAAGCGCCAUCAGAAAUACGUAUUGUGGCGCUGUGAAAUGAGCAAGAAACCAGGCUACAAAUGUAGCGGUCGAGUUCGUAUGACCGAGGAUUUCCUUGACACGUAUAGCCCUCAUUCACAUCCACCAAAUCCGGUGAAGGUUGUAGCAGACAUAUUGAAAGCAAGGCUGUAUGCUGCUGCCGAGGAUCCCACCAGCAGUUCGAAAUUCUUAUAUCAUGAAGCCGUUCAUUUAGCAUCAUUUGCUGGAUCUUCAGGUUUGCCAAAGCUUGGCUCAAUGCAGCGAGUGAUUAGCAGGAAGAGGCGUCAUACACAAAAAUUACUUGAAGAAAGUUUAAGUCCAUCGAACUGCGACUUGAGCAAUGAACCAUCCACUUCAUCUGCUCCAGGCGAAACAAACUGCUCGAUCACGGAUUUCUUGCAGACUGCUGAACGACUUCAGUUUCUUUUCACUCCUUCCACAGGUAAAAUGCAGCACCAUGAUGAUAACAUUGUUCACUUCGUAGUGACAGAACACUGCUUUUUUCGCUCUCAUUAA